Micropterus salmoides (largemouth bass) is the source of this 5463-nucleotide messenger RNA. RefSeq names its product NACHT domain- and WD repeat-containing protein 1. Lineage: Eukaryota; Metazoa; Chordata; Actinopteri; Centrarchiformes; Centrarchidae. Bases 756 to 3956 code for a protein of 1066 amino acids. The transcript has 16 exons. The record is from RefSeq and is a predicted model, not a curated record.
GGCUGCUCCUGAUGUUACUUUGAAGGCUUAAUAUCUUUACAGGUAACACAUACCUGCACACCAUAAAGUCAGAAUAAAAAAUCCUGCACGCUGUCAGUCGCUAUUAUUUACAUUUUUGUUUGACCAGAAACAGCCCGGUGCCGUUUGGUAUGUGAAUGUUUUUGAGGAAAGUCGGGUAUAAAACGUCAAAGUGAAUACAAGCGACUGACAGUGUGAGAUGUUUAUUAUUACUUCUCAUAUUACAUAAUUAAAAUGUGUCUAUUCUUGGAACACAGUAGAGAGCAUGGACAAAGUUUGAGGGAAGCUGUACUAAUGACCUCAGUGUUUCUAAAGUCCUUGCUAUAGUCCUGGUACAGACCAGAAAAACUCUUUUUGUCACUGGAACGGAACAAACAAUGUGUUUGUUUCAAGUCUAUGUGGUGGGAGUGAAGUCAGCAUAAAAAUGUCAUUUAGUAUCUGAACAAAACUGCUGAAAGACACCACAUGUAGGAGAACAUAUGAUGUUGACUACAGCUUAAACAUAAUUUUCCCACUAAUUGUGUAACUUCUGUAAAGUUAAUGUGUGCUGACCAAAUCUAAAUGUUUACUUAUUUAAUUCUGUCAGAAACGCAGUAUGUAAACUAUAACACUUGGCUUGAAUGAGAAGACGUGGCUGGAAGGAUAUAUACUGUAAAAGUGAUUGUGGGAGACUAUUGUUAACGCUGGCUCACUGAAAUGAUGAGUUGUAUUUUGAAAUUUGAAACCGGAAGUGGAGUAUGUGUCUCACACGUGACAGGUGGAUGUGUCUGACAGCGGGCGGAGGCGACAGAAUGUGGAGCUGCUACAGAGACGGGCUUUUUCCCAAAAAGAAGAAGGAGGAAAAAGAGGCAGUAACAUUUCCAGCUAUAAACAAUGGCCCAACUUCACUAUGUCAGAGGACAAACAGAAAGGGGCAUGACACCAAACUGAAAGAGGAGUCCAAUAUUACAAAUCAACUCAGAUAUUCACUACCACUGCUGCAAACAGACAACCCCCCCAAAAAUCCUUACUUAGAGGACAAAAUAACUGACACACUGCAUCAGGGCCUUUUUUUCAAGGUUAAGGCUGCCAAGGCCUUACAUAAAUAUGGGAGAACAAUUGACGACUCACAGUUACUAAGGAGCAUAGAGGCUGAGGAUGAGGACAAAGAAAAAAGAGUGACAGACACUUCUCUGUCUGUUAGGUCAAACAAAAAUCAUGUGGACAAAAGAAGUGAAAAUAAACUCCCAGGGACUCACUUGUUGUGCGGUACAAUGACCAAUGAGGUUCAAAGAAAGAAGGAGCCGCAAUGUCUUGUUGAAGAGAAGAGAUUCAUGGUCUACAUAUGUGGUGGAUACAAAGACACAGUUGCAGAGAGAAGUGUGCUUUUGGAGAACGUUUAUCCCAGACUGUAUCUCUACUGUAAGCAGAGAGGCUACGACUUCAGAAUGGUUGACCUCCGCUGGGGGGUUGGAACACCUGCUGCUGAACGGCACGACACUGUAGAGCUGCAUGUGGAGAAUCUCCAACUUUGUCAGGGAAGCCAGGGUCCAAACUUUAUUUUGUUUGUAGGACAGAAGUACGAGGUCCAGAGCCUUCCCUCUACCAUCACCAGAGAGGCCUUUGAGGCCAUAAUAAAAGUGGUGGAGAGAGACCGACAGCAAAUGCCCGGGAACAAACCAAUGGAGGACUUACCUGCCUCAGGCUCCCAGUCCAGCAUCACUACAGACAGCAGCUCAGACAGUUUCAUUCAGGGUUCAAUUUACGGGAGUUAUCUAAAUUUUGGAGAACAGGCUACAUACUCAGGACUGCUGAGCCAGAGCUCCCACAAUUCAUUUUCAGAAGGAGAUAUGGCCAGACACAGCUUUGUAGGUGCAAAGAGUCUGGGGGAUUUGGAAAAAGACCUAACAUUACUUCAGAUGUACUACAAGAUGGAUGAGAAUUGCCUUCCUCCUGUCUACCGCUUAGCUCUCAUCAGCUGUCACCAUCCUGACAGUUUGAGCAUGGACAGUGAGCGCAGGAGACAGGCCAGGAAGGACUGGAGCACGGCCUGCCACAGACUGUGUGGAAUUCUACAACGCAGCGCAGUUGAGGCACUUGGACAAGAGCAGGCAUCACUGUUACUCAGAACAAUUCUUGACUGGGAGGUAGAGACAGGUCUGCAGUCUGUAGAUGGGGCUCCACCAGAAGAGCACUGCCACUGCUAUAAGAGAGUCAUCCCAGACCUUUACUUCAACCUGAAUAAUGAACACAUCACUCAGUACAUUGACCUCCUGAAGGGACAAGCUCAGCUCGACCCAGUACUCAGCACAGCACACCAGAAAUUUAUGGACCGGCUCCAUGAGAAGCUGCGCCACACCAAUAUCUAUGAGCGUAAUGUAGGAUGGGGACGGAAAGGCCUGAACCCCAAACACAAUCGUUCACACAAGUUCUACACCGAGCGCAUCUCCUCCCACUUUCAACGGACUGUUAUCAAUUCCCUCAACAAAGUAAUGAAGGUCAACAAAACUCAAGGCCCUUAUGACACAGUGAGGAGAGAAGCUGUCAGAGUGCAGAUACAGGAGGAGAUACAACUUCAUGUUGACUACGGACUCCAUCUUGCAAAGGGCUGUACUUUGAGGCAGGCUUUCCUAGCUGAUGUGAAGAAGGCAGUGGAGCAGUCAAGAACCAGACUCAUCCUCCUGCUGGGUCCACCAGGCUGGGGAAAGAGCACCUCCAUGGCUGCAGUAGCACAGCUAGCACCCUCUUGGCUAUCUGGAGCUGUGAAGAUAUUGGUGCACUUUAUUGGCUUUACUGGGGAGAGCAGGAAUGUUCGUCUGGUCCUGCAGAGACUUUGUGUCCAGCUGGCUGAAAUCUACCGUCCCCACACACAGCUGUCAGAGGGUCUCCCUCAGCUCAUCAAUGAGUUCCACUCUCUGUUGGGCCUGGUGGGAACAGAGAGGCACCUGGUGGUCCUGCUGGAUGGGUUAGAUGAGCUAUCUGAGGAACACUGUGCAGACCUCUCCUGGAUAUUAACCCCUCUACCCCUAAACGUCCACCUCAUUGUAUCUGCAACCACUGACUCGCCCUGCACUCACACUCUGCAGUCAGCCCAUCCCAUGGUCCUGUCUCUCCCUCCAAUUAGUCCAGAUGACAUCAAAGCAGCAUUAGAGACCAAGCUGCGGACUGACCAAAGGUGUCUGCAGGAGCACCAGUGGCAGCUGCUGGUCCAGGCCUGUCUGUCUUGUCCAUGCCCUCUGUACCUGGAAGCAGCUUACUCUGAGAGCACGCUCUGGACCUCCUACUCCCCCCAGGCUAGCCUCAGCCUUCCAGCCAGCCCACAGGGCCUCUACCUCACUGUGCUGGCUCGCCUGGAGAGAGAGCUGGGGAGGCAACUGGUGAGACGGACUGCAUGUCUGAUAUCCAUCUCACGUUGGGGAGUCACUGAAGAGGAGUUACUGGACCUACUGGCCCAAGAUGUGGGAGUGCUCCAGGAAGUGACCUCAUAUCACUCCUUUUCCAGCCACCCCAGGGUACCUUAUGUCUUGUGGGCUCGACUGAAACGUGCCCUCGGCCGUCACCUAACUGAGGUCAGGACAGACGCAACGUGGGUGUACCGCUGGACGCAUUCCGAGCUGAGUCGUGUGUGCAUAAAGCACUACUUAACAGAUGAUUCUCGUAUGGCUCUGCACGCAGACUAUGCUCACUACUACAGAGACAAGUCGCAACACACAGACAUAUUUCAGCCACUGGCAUGGACUCUGGAUGAGGUGGAGGAUGGUGGAGGUGUGACUAAAAGUUACAGAUUUAAUCUGAGGAAGCUUCACGGGUUGCCCUACCACCUGGUUCACUCAGGCCAAAUCCUGCCCUUCCUGUCUGAAUGUAUUUUCAACUACGAGUUCCUGCUACAUAAGGCCUGGGGUCUGUCUGUCCUUGACAUCGAGGAGGACCUGAAGAAGGCUGUGCUGCCAGACAAGUAGGUCCAAUCAGAGGACAGACAGAAAGAUAUCCUGUGGUCGGAAACUGCGCACAAGAUUGAUGAUAUAGGGCAACUGGAUACUUUUAAUUAACACAGUUGUCCAAAGCAAGAAGGUCCUCACUUUGAAUCUUGUCUUUGGUUCUGUUUCAUGUCCCUGAUUACAGCACUUUACCUUCCAAUUUCAACUGUCCAAAUGCAUGCAGAUCCAGUGCGUCAUAGGGUGCAUCAGAAUGGUCAAAAAUUACAGUCUUUGCCUAACCACUUUUCUUUCAACUUGAUGGAAAAUGUCCAUUUUUAAAGAAUUGACAAGGUAUUAAGAGAAUUACUAUACUAUAAUUACAAAUACUUUGCACUUAAGGUACCGUGUGGACUUUAUGACCACUAGUGGUACAUGGGCAACUUAAUAUACAUUCCUGUGGACUGUGCACUAUUCCAUGGAUUGACAGUUGUUGGUGGUAACAAAUGUGGGGCAAAUUUCAUGAUAAUUCAUCCAAUAGUUGAAACAUUUCAACCUGCUGUUAGCGGUAGAGGAAUGAUCUGAAAAUCAUCCUUGGUCAAUAGAAUUUAUCCUCUGGUGGCCACGUCUGUUCUAUAUUAUAUACUGACUAACAGAAUGAAGUAGGGAACAGAGACUGAACCAACUGGGAAACAGGACAACACAAAACACAGAUAUAAACUAGGUUACUGGACACAGGACGGCAGACAGGACUGAACCCCAAAGCACAACAGACUAAAUAACAGAUACUGAACUGAUCAAAUAUAUCGAAAACUCACAGAGGGCUAAACAUAAACAUGGCCGAAAGGCAGAAUGUGACACAGUGAAAAAGUCAUUUAUCAACCACAUCAUUAGGAUUCAUCCUGUAGGCACCAUGAAUGCUUGUAGCAAAUUGAGACAAUCCGUCCUGUAGUUGUUGAGAUACUUCAGUCUGGACGAAAUUGGUGGACACAGUGCAUUGCCAUCCCCCAGCCUACCAUGCUGACUAACUUGACUAACUUUAAAAACAUUAUUAUUGAAAAAUAAUGUUGUCCAUUCUUCUUCUAGUUUUGGCAAACUAUGUAUGAAACCUUAGUGCAGAAAACGUGUUUGGAGAAUUCUGUGCAGAGAAAACACAAUAUUCCUUUGUUCAAAUUGUCUGUAAGCAUAAAGAUAUUUUUUGUUGUCGGACCAGAAAAGGCUAAAUGAAUUUACUUGUUCUGAAUGGCCACACUCGAGGGUGAGGCAAGAGACCUGCCUUCAUAGCCUCCUUUUGGCUGCAUCCCACUUCCUCCUCAAGCUUUGUCUCUUUUUGGUCUCGAUGCAUUGAAUCAUGGGGAGAAGGGUGUGAAUUUUCUGACAGUCGUGCCGCAAAGGCAUUCAUGUGGUGUGAAGAAUGAAAAAAGCUUGGGAGAGAAGUUAAAAUCUUGCCUUUCACACCUUCACGCACCUGGUGAAUUAUUGCGUGCAGUGGUGCAGUUGUUUAAUGGUCAGUUUCACAAAGUCAAAUAAAUGGUCAGAUGCUUUCCCCUGA